Girardinichthys multiradiatus is the source of this 2415-nucleotide messenger RNA. RefSeq names its product solute carrier family 1 member 8b (gene slc1a8b). Gene Ontology annotation, cellular component: plasma membrane. Lineage: Eukaryota; Metazoa; Chordata; Actinopteri; Cyprinodontiformes; Goodeidae. Gene Ontology annotation, biological process: L-glutamate transmembrane transport. The transcript is spliced from 11 exons. Gene Ontology annotation, molecular function: L-glutamate transmembrane transporter activity; glutamate:sodium symporter activity; neutral L-amino acid transmembrane transporter activity. Bases 165 to 1820 code for a protein of 551 amino acids. The record is from RefSeq and is a predicted model, not a curated record.
GUUUAACAGGACCCACAUCAGGUCAGGUUCACAGGCUGUCUCCGGACUCAGAUUCCUUCAGGUAUACAUAAAGAUCUGUGGGGCCCACUGAGAGCUUUUGAACAUCAGUGGACUGUAAACGGGGCAGGCGGGCCCGCAGCAGGGCUGAGGACCAAACCUAGAGCAUGAUGGAGGCACUGUAUAAGCGUAUGGUGUCUGUGAAAGUCAGGGAGUAUAUAAAGGACUACGGUAAGAGGAAUGGACUGCUGACUCUCUCCGUGUUUGCCGUUGUUACUGGAUGCAUUCUUGGAUUUGUACUGCGGACGUUUAACCUCUCCACACAGGCAAAGAUCUACUUCUCUUUCCCUGGAGAAUUACUGAUGAGGAUGUUGAAGAUGUUAAUUCUGCCACUCAUUACUUCCAGUCUUAUGUCUGGCCUGUCAGCCAUGGACACAAAAGUGAGCGGCCGUCUGGGUGUCCUGACAAUAACUUACUACCUGUGGACGACUUUCAUCGCUGUGAUUGUGGGCAUUAUUCUGGUGCUGAUCAUUCACCCGGGGACAGGACAAGAUAGAGAUGGUCACCAUGGCAUCACGGGCCCUGUUAUGACCUCUGCUGAUGCUCUGCUUGACCUAAUCAGGAACAUGAUCCCAUCAAAUCUAAUCGAAGCAACCUUUCAGCAGUACCGGACGGAUUUGGUGCCAACUGUGCAGAGCUCCAACGAGAAAGAGUCUCAAGCCAAUUUUGUCUAUGUCAUGCCUGAUUAUCACAACCCUCGACUUGGCCACCCUGUUUUCUUAGAGAUCACUCCUGCGCCUGACAUCAAAUAUAAAAUGGUUCCCAGUACAAGCAAAGGCAUGAACGUGUUAGGGAUUGUCAUCUUCUCAGCCACCAUGGGUCUUCUGCUGGGGAAGAUGGGGGAACGUGGGUUACCGCUGGUCAACGUGUGCCAGUGCAUCAACGAGUGUGUGAUGAAGAUCAUUAAUGCUGCCAUGUGGUAUUUUCCCUUUGGCAUCGUGUUCCUGGUGGCAGGGAAGAUCCUGGACAUGCACGACCCGGCCCAUCUGGGGGAGAAACUCGGCAUGUACUUUAUCACGGUCCUGUCUGGGCUGUUCGUGCACGGCCUCAUCCUGCUGCCACUCUUCUACUUUUUCUUUACCCGCAAAAACCCCUUUGCCUACAUCAGAGGCCUGUUGCAGGCCCUUGUCAUUGCUCUGGCGACUUCAUCCAGUUCAGCCACACUACCAAUCACAAUGAAGUGUCUUCUGGAGAACUGUGGGGUGGACCGGCAGAUAGCUCGCUUCGUGCUCCCGGUGGGAGCGACCAUCAACAUGGACGGGACUGCCUUGUACGAGGCUGUGGCAGCCAUAUUUAUUGCUCAGGUCAAUGAGUAUGACUUGGACUUUGGCCAGCUGGUAACUAUUAGUAUUACAGCAACAGCAGCAAGCAUUGGGGCAGCUGGCAUACCUCAAGCAGGUCUGGUUACCAUGGUGAUUGUCCUGACGUCUGUGGGGUUACCUCCUGCUGACAUCUCCCUGAUCGUGGCCAUCGACUGGGUUCUUGAUCGGUUUCGCACGAUGAUCAACGUUUUGGGCGAUGCAUUAGCAGCUGGAAUUAUGGCUCACUUGUGUAAAAAAGACUUUGAAAAAGCAGCUGCCACUGCAGCAAACUCUUCCGCUGCCAAUAAUGAAAGGAGAGACACCGUAAUAUCCUUUGGCAAUCAAAGUGUGGCCAUGUCUGAUGCUCCUCUGAUCACACACCGUUGCGACUAUGUGUUCGAGGUGGAUGGGGACAAUGUGCUGGAGAGGCCCGUGCCCUGCUAUAAUCUCUGCCAAGUCUGAACCCCUUUUUACAGAAAGAACAGAAAAGGAUUUGUGAGACUUCUUUUCAAGAGGAUAUACUUGAAACACAGGGAGCUUAGUGUUGGGAUCGAAUGUGUCUUCACUGAAACAAAAAGUCAAGCAAACUGAGGUGUCAGGGCUGAGUGGUUUAACGUAUAUUUUGCCAGUGCCAUGCUGAAAAACGAAACCUCUUUUACUUUACACAAUGAGUGAGAAGAGCAUCUCAUAUAGCCUGAAUCUUAAGUAUGGGUUAUAGUCUGUGAAGCAAAGGAAGUAUGAAUGAACCAGACAUUUGAACACUGACCAGCCUGUGGAGACUGGAAGAUACAGACUGUCCUUAAAAUGUUGGCUCCAAGUUUGAUGUCUUAAGCUGCCUUAAUAUGAAGCUAAGAAAUGGAAAGACUUGAAUGUUAAUAUAAACUAUUGAGCAAAAACCAAAUAACUGGAACUUUAGAUAUUUUAUGUUUAAUAGACACAAAAUCAAUGCUAAGAAAAGUUGGUCACACUUGAUGUACAGAAUCAUUUCAGUUUUUAUACGUGUACUUUGAGGUUUGUGGUUGUUUUUAUAAUAAAAUAUUGCAAUACUCCAAGCAAA